Messenger RNA from Striga hermonthica, 384 nucleotides. The record is from the annotation of a GenBank genome assembly. NCBI's taxonomy places the organism in Eukaryota, Viridiplantae, Streptophyta, Magnoliopsida, Lamiales, Orobanchaceae.
AUGAGAGAAGAAGAUGAGCAAAUGAGGGUGCUCCAACAGCUCUGCGCGAUGAUCAUCCACGUCCUCCGCUUGCCGCCGCUGCCGAUCUCGUUCCCCGGCUUCUUUCUACUGUCAUCGCAGCCGUCCUCCUCCUCGCCGCCGCCGCCGCCCCAGAUUUCUCCGGCGGCUUUCGGCUUGCUUUUCACCGGGAUCUCGGUCGCUUUGAUGCUGUUUGGAUUGGUUACUUUUAUCAUCGGAUUCGUUAUGAUGCCGCUGGUGAUAACGUUGGUGAUGCUGUUUUACUUCGCCGGAUUCGUUUCCGUUUUGUCCGAAAUUGGCCGAGCUAUUCUCUGGCGGCCUCCUCAUUCCAGUGACUUUGCCCCAGUAUGGAAUUAUUCAAGGUGA